Molecule: messenger RNA, 5731 nt
Organism: Dreissena polymorpha
Lineage: Eukaryota; Metazoa; Mollusca; Bivalvia; Myida; Dreissenidae
Product: protein phosphatase 1 regulatory subunit 12A-like
Exons: 11
Coding region: 871-3123 (750 amino acids)
Cellular component (GO): cytoplasm
Molecular function (GO): protein binding; phosphatase regulator activity; enzyme inhibitor activity
Source: RefSeq, a predicted model, not a curated record
UCAUGUAAAUCUUGUUUUAUAGAUGAAUAAAUACUCAUUUAUUGCCUGACUAAAUACUGUAUAGUGCAGUACAGCAUUUAUUGUUUCCUUACAGAAAAAGGAUUUGUGGUUUGAGCCAUACAUAUCAAUGAAUGGAUUUUACUUGAAAUAAAAACUUUGAAAUGGAGCUGUGUUCUGAGGUCUACAAAGCAAUACCAGUUGGAGAGAAGACUCUACCACUGGGAGGGCCUGAUCUGAUCACACUAUGGUCCCCUGCUGCUGAAGCUGCAAUAAUCACUUCCAUAAUAGUGCCACACUUGUGUGCAGGUCUCGAUUUAAGAUUCUGAAUUGUCAGUGUUUUCUAAAGUGAGUUACAGUUUGGAGUUUUAAUGUGGUUGAGUGGAUUUCGCGAUAGAAAAUUUGCAUCAACAUUAAUUAUUUUACAAGUGUGCGUAACUGGCAAUUAUUUUAACCAGUGCAUGUGCAUCAGCGGUAACAAAAUAAUUAGCAUACAUGUAGUGUCAUUUAGAAUUGAUUCUGAUACAACAGUUUAAUAUUUGUGAAAUGUGAUAGGGUUAAAAUGGAUAUUUUUUGUCUGAGGAAUUAUUCUUUUAUCAAUAACCCUUACAUCAGGGAGUCGGUGAUUAAGGCCUUAAAUUGUCUGUGAGCUAGAUAUGAAGUCCAUAUUUCCUGGAUGAAUUGAUGUUUGUUUUUCCCCUGGUACAUAAAUAAGGAGGUCAGUAAUCUGGAAUAGAUGCAGAAUUAUUUGGCAUGGAAUAAGAAGUAAAUAAUCACCAUAUUGUAGCUGGAAAUAGUCAAGAAAAGGUCAGGAUUUCAAGAAUUCAUUUACAAAUUAUUUCCCAGUGACAGUGGACAAAAACUUCUGCAAUCAUGAUUGACCACAGUGACCUCGUUGCCGAGAUAAAUCAGGUCGAGAAAAUGACGACCCCCGAGCGGCUCAAACACGCGAAAAAGCGUCGGGCGCAGCAGUUGAAGGCGUUUGCAAACUACGAGAAACAGUUGGAGAAAGACAAGAACAAGAAGAACAAACAGUCUCAAAGCCAGAAGCAGCGAUCAAAUCGUAAGAAGGGAGGCGUGCGAUUCAUACACAACAUCAUGCUUUUAGAGGCGGCAGCGAGGAAUGACAUAGAAGAAGUUCGGAAACUGCUUAUGAGUGGAGUAAGUCCCAAUGUGACCAACGAAGAUGGACUCACUGCACUUCAUCAGUGCUGUAUCGAUGAUAGUGAAGUAAUGCUCAAGCUGCUGAUGGAGUUCGGUGCCAACGUUAAUUCCCGGGACAGCGAGAUGUGGACGCCCCUGCACGCUGCAGCCACCUGUGGACAUGUUCACCUGUGUAAACUGUUGAUAGAGAAAGGAGCAGAGCUGCUGGCAGUCAACGCAGAUGGGAACAUGCCCUACGAUAUCUGUGAGGAGGACGUGUGUCUGGACUUCAUAGAAACAGAGAUGGCCAAACGAGGAAUAACACAGGAGGAAAUAGAUGAGAAGCGGCUAGAAACAGAACGCAAAAUGUUGAAGGAUUUGAAACGAAUUGCAGCUGAAAAAGGCAACCUUGAAUACAGAGAUAAAAACUGGGCCACACCACUGCACGUGGCCGCUGCUAACGGGUACCUGGAGGUGGUGGACUUCCUGCUGAAUGAGCACGUGUCUCUGGAAGUACGGGAUGAGGACGGGUGGCUGCCAAUACACGCAGCCGCAUGCUGGCUUCAGCCAGAGGUGAUAGAUUUACUGGUAAAGAAUGGCUGUGAUAUUGAUGCCAAAACCCGGACAGGGGAUACACCAUUUGAUUUGGCUGAGGACCCUGAUGUCAAACAGAAGAUUCUAGAUCUGAAAGAUGAAAUGGAGAGCCAUCGAGCAUCAAAAUCAAAAGACCACAUACGUAACAGACGGCCGAUCAAUACAAGAGGUGCGUCAAUACGGCGUACGUCCAUGCGCAAUGAGAAGAAGCCACUGUUCAGGAAAGAGGCCCAGGAGGAGGCCAAACACUUCGGCAUGAUCAGCAACGACCAGGAGGCCUUGGACCUCAUUGAUGACGAUGAACUGAUCCCUUCUACCAGUAUAGACGACGUAAAUAUCAGCAUAAUAGACGACAUCUCAGAAAAGCAUCAGAGGGAAUCCCCUGAGAAAAACAAGGUCAGCAAAACAGAUUUCUCAAAACCAGACAAGGUGGUUUCUCCUAGCACUGAAAAGCAGAAAGUCGACAAAACUGAUACCUCAAAACCAGACAAGGCACUCUCCCCUAGCACAGAGAAACAGAAGAUAAACAAAACAGAUUCUGCAAAACCAGACAAGGCCAUUUCGCCUAGCAACAAAAACACAAAAGUUGUUCAAUCAAAGGAAUCCCCCAACGCAAAGAACGCCUCACCCGACAACAGGCGUGCUCAAUCGCAAAGUAUGACACACAAAAAUCAUUCUUCAGACUCAGAGAAGCAGAGAUCAGACCCACCGGGUAAAACCGAUCACAAAACGGAGCACAAUCGAGAGCCAAUACAUGUGCAGAUGGGUCAUGCGGACUCAGGGGGUAAAUCUCUGCAGAUGGAGGAUAAACAAAAAGACUCUUUGAGUAAGCCUUCUCCUGGGGGACAGGAUGAGACAAGUCCACCAUCGGGGACGGCUGGGAAUCCUCAGCUGAGGCAUUUACAGACUGAAGGGGAAGGGAAGCCCGUUGUUAGAACGGCAUCGUUUCAGAAGAAGCGGGAAUCCCAGAGACUUCGCAGUCUGGAGAACCAUUUGGCCACCACAGCGGAAGGUGAUGAGUCUGGGAGGUACACCAGUGGGACAAACACUGGAACACUGGCGGAUUUGAAGAAACAACGUUUGGAGCAGCACAAGUUUGGAUCAGGGACGGAAGGAAUGGUGGCAAACUUGUUCCUGACAAGUUUGUCGACGGACCCACGCAAAUACAGUUCUGGCACGCCAAGUUCCACUUCAGCCCCGCCCAGCAAGGAUAAGGUUCAAAAUGGACGUAGCCCCAGAUCCAAUAAUAACAAUAACAACAAUGGCCAGUCACGACCGCCCACAUUUAUUUCAGAUAACGGACCUUUACGGAGAUUUAGUGCGCCCGCUUCGGCACCUGUUAUCGGAGAAGAUGACAAGUUCAAAAACGAUUGUUGCGUAAUUUUGUGAUGAGCUAUUUCGAUGCAUUCCAAUAUUCAUACAUUUGUGUUGCUUGCAAUAUACAUUAGAGUUAGGGAGGUGUCAUAAAUAAUAAAUGGUUGCAGAUAUUUUAGCUGUUUAAUUGUACAUUUAUUUUAGUAUGAUUUCUUAAAAUAUAAAAUUUAUAAUAUAAAAAAAUGUGUCAGUUGUAAACCUAUACAAAAGUCUAUGUUAUACGCAUUCCAUGGCAAAAAUCAGAAUUUGACAUUACAUGUACAUGUCAGUUUGUCAAAUGAAUUAUGAAAGUGGCAAUAACUAUUUUUGCUCAGUCAUUUUUGUUUAACUGAAAAUGUUAUCCAUUUCAAAGGUUUAGAAUUAAACAUAUUGUAUGCUUAUGAAAUAACUGUUAGUUGAAUAAUGGAACAAUAAAUUGAAACGAGCUAAAAAAUUAAAAAAAAUCUACAUAACUAAAAAGUCAUACUCAGAAUACAUCUACUACUAGUGAUUUGUCUCAACCCCGCACAGUUGGAUGGUAUUUUAAUCUUAAUUUUUAUAAGAUUUAUCUAAGCCGCUUUGACCAGUCCAAGGUCGGGGACAAAUAAAAAACAUCAAUACUUUUGAGUCCUCAUAAUUUUGCUACUGUAAAUGUUUCUGAUUUUCUCUUGUAGAAAUAAAUAAACAGAAAUAAGAUUCUUCAUUGUACUUAAAUACAUAAAGCAGCAUGGACAGCAUUUAUUCAGUUUUAUAAUUUACAUUUAAAUGCUUAUGAUAAAAAUUUAAUUUUACACAUGGAUGUUUAUAAUAACAGCAUGGGGUUUAUAAAAAACAAACUGUUGUUACACAUUGCAUAAUAUUAAAAUGUAAAUGUGUUCAAUUGUGUUAUGAAAUAUUUUAUAAAGGAGAUCUGCAUUUUAUUUUAUAUAUUGUCAUGCUUCUAAUUACAAAUAUAUGUGAUAAUAUUUGUUUUCUUUUCUCUUGGCAAAAUUAUGAACCAUUUAUAAGUCUAUUCUGUUAUUUUUAUAUGAAAAAUGUUGAUAUACAGGUGAUUAGAACAAUUUAUAUCAACAUUUAGAACUGUAUGUAGGGUAAUUUAUUAAUGUUUAGGCAGAAUUUAAAAUAGAAGAUUAUACCGUAUUGUUUUAUAUUUCAAACAUGUUAGCUAAAUUUUAAAUAAUUUUUUUCUUUUAGUUCAUACUGAUAAUAAAUUAUGUUCUUGUUAUUAACGCUUAAGUUGGAGUUUAUUUUGUCUUUGUGGUAAUGCCAUGCAAUCCAAAACACUUUCUAUGUAAUUGGGUGUCUUUUUAAUGUUAUCUUCAAAGUUAGUUUUAAUAUAUAAUAAAUUCUAUAGUUAUUAACGAUGUAAGUUGUAGUUGUUUAAAGAAAAAUUGCGUACAGUUUUAUAUGUCACUCAGUUGAAUCGACGAAAAUUGUUAAAUUAACAUUUACAUGUCAAUUCAGCAUUUAUAAAUAUAAAUUUCAUGUAACAAUUUUUCAAUGGAACUUCCAAAGAACCAUCUUAGUUUGUCAGCACAAAACAUUCAUGUUGACAACAGAUAGUGAAUAACUUCUGUUUUAUUUUCUUUAUUGGAUGAAUGUGUUUCCAUAUAACAGGUACUAAUAUUCUGAUCACUAUUGUAUUUAUAACCACACUUCCUCUGGUCAGUCUCUGACAAAUAACACGUACAGUAAAUAAUUGUUUACAUCUACGACAAAUAAUAAAGUCCAGGCUUUCAGUGACUUAACUCCUGUCUAUUAAAGGGACUUGUUCACACAUUUUGGCAUGUUUUGAAGAUUGUCAUUAAAAUGAUACGAGUUUCAAUACAAAACAAAGAAAAGAAAAAAAGUCAUCCACACCACAGCUCGUACCACUGACUCUUGGAGUCAUCCACACCUAAGCUCAUACCACUGACUCUUGGAGUCAUCCACACCUAAGCUUGUACCACUGACUCUUGGAGGUCAUCCACACCACAGCUCGUACCACUGAAAGACCAGCACUUAAAUCACUCGGCUAUCCGUGCUGACAUGUUACUUUUGUAGUUUCUACUUAAUAUCAGCAAUUCCAAAUUAAACAACUGUUUAGCGCUUGUAACGCUGUAUAAUUUUAAAGUUUGUUAAUCACCAAAAGAUGCAUAUAAUGCAUAUUUUAGAGCAUGGUAAAUGUUCAGUAUUACUGUUCUUGCAAAAAACAUAACUACACUGAAAAUUUGCAAAUCUGAAACAUUUCUUUUCAAUUGUGUCAUUUAUCAAAACGUGAAAGGGUCCCUUAAAGUCCUGUCCAUCAAACUUAUGCCUUUAUCUGAUUCUAGAUCGAAGUAAUAAGAAAUAGUCUGGACAGAAAUGUAUUAGAGCCUUGCUCUGGGAGAACUGGGCUUGAAGCAUUUGCAUAGUGUCUUCCUAGAUUAGCAUGUGAAGUCUGCACAGUCUUUGGGAGAACUGGGCUUGAAGCAUUUGCAUAGUGUCUUCCUAGAUUAGCAUGUGAAGUCUGCACAGCUCUGGGAGAACUGGGCUUGAAGCAUUUGCAUGGUGUCUUCCUAGAUUAGCAUGUGAAGUCUGCACAGCUCUGGGAGAACUGGGCUUAAAGCAUUUGCAUAGUGUCUUCCAAGAUUAGCAUGUGAAGUCUGCACAGCUCUGGGAGAAC